Sardina pilchardus (European sardine) is the source of this 3852-nucleotide messenger RNA. RefSeq names its product immunoglobulin-like and fibronectin type III domain-containing protein 1. NCBI's taxonomy places the organism in Eukaryota, Metazoa, Chordata, Actinopteri, Clupeiformes, Clupeidae. Gene Ontology annotation, molecular function: protein binding. The transcript is spliced from 21 exons. The record is from RefSeq and is a predicted model, not a curated record. The coding region runs from base 1 to 3852 and encodes 1283 amino acids.
AUGAAAUUCAGGAAAACAAAAGAUGAAGAACCCACUGCUCCUGGGCAAGUAAAAAUCAAGAGAAGGUCCAGAGUGCCAGGAGUAAUGAUCACACAAUAUGUUGAGGAGCUUCCAGAAGGAAAGACCACACCUGACUUCACCCGCAAGCCAAUUGCUCUUACUAUCCAAGAGGGUAAACUAGCCAUUUUCAAGGCCAUAAUUACAGGCGAUCCAACACCAACUGUGACCUGGAAAAGAAAUAAUGGCAAACUCGACGACCCUGAAAAGUAUCAAGUCAUUUAUGACCCGAAUGCCAAUGAGCACCAACUUCAGAUGCCAAAUAUAGAUCCAGACCAAGCUGAUACAUAUAAGUGCUUUGCAGUCAAUGAAUUUGGAAAAGCUGUUGUAACGGCAGCACUCAAUGUCAUUGAAGUUGGAUUCAAGAGGAGCAAAGCACUGCAACAAUCCAGAACAGCACAACGAGAAAUCCCAACACCACGCCUUCUGAAGACAAGGGCUGAGCGGCCUAAAGAAGAGAAAAAGGAUGGAGAGCCAGACGAGAAGUUUUGGGAGCUUUUACUUAGUGCUAACAAAAAUGACUAUGAGCGCAUUUGUGCGGAGUAUGGAGUCACAGAUUUCCGAGGGAUGCUGAAGAAACUUAAAGAGAAAAAGCAGGAAAGGGAAGACGAACAAGCACAGGUUGUAAGUUAUGUGGCCAACCUGAAACCAAUUGAAGUCAAAUCAGAGGGAAGCGCUGAAUUUGAAUUUGAAAUGGACCUCAAGGACCCUGCUUCAAAAAUCUUCCUUUACAAAAACGGGGAAAUGGUUCCUUUUACCAUUGAAGACGAGGAGAAACAUUCUUUAAAACAGAUAGGAAAGAAAUUUGUGUUUUCAGUUAAAGACCUUUCGCCAGAGGAUGCUGGGUUAUACCAGGUGGAUGUGGAUGGUGUCAACAUCUUCUCAACAGAUUUUAAAAUUCCGCCAGUGGAGUUCUUAGUGAAGAUUCAAGAAGUGAAGGCCACAGAGAGAGAGGAUGCUGUCUUUGAAUGUGUUUUAUCUCAACCGUUGGACAAGAUCACCUGGUUUGGGAAGAAUGUGCCCCUGGCACAGGGCGAGAAGUAUGACAUUGAAGUAUCUGAGGACAAGCUCAUCCACAGACUGGUGAUAAAAGACUGCCUGCAACUAGACAAGGGCAUCUAUGCAGCUGUUGCUGGAAUCAAGUCCUGCAAUGCAUGGCUUGUAGUAGAAGCUGACAAAGACCCAGGCGGAAAGAAGAAAGCUCGUAAAACCACCACUGCUGGUGGUAGUGGAGUUGACCUGGCAAAAAUCGCAGCAGAGCAAAAUGCCAAGAUCCAGACUGAGAGAGCAGAGAUAGUGGAGAAGGUGAAACAAGUACAAGCAGAGAAAGCCGCAGCUGCAGCUAUAGAAGAACCGACUCCACAACCAACCGAGGAACCAACUCCUAUAGCAGUUGAAAAACCUGCUGUGGAAGCACCUCCUGCUCCAGCAGAACCUAAACCAGUCGUCAAGGCUCCAAAAACUACCAAAAAGAUUGUGAAAAAACCUGCAGCCCCUAAACCAAAGCCUGUUACUGAUGGAUGUGAAGUGGUGGAAGAGACCACUGAAGUAGAAGCUGAAGGAGAAUUAGUUGAAGAAGAGUUAGUUGAAGAAGAAAUUGAAGUCGUAGAAGAGCCGGUCAUCGCGGAGGAGGAACCCUCAACUGAGGAUGACGGCGAGAAAAAGAAGAGGGUCAGGACAGGACCACUGGUCCCUGAUACUGUCAUUGAUCCUGGCGUCUACUUCACCUCUGGACUAUCAGACGUCAAUGCUAUUAUGGGACAGUCAGCUGAGUUGGUCUGUAAGCUGAGCAGUGAAAACUGUGAUGGAGUGUGGUACAAAGAUGGGACAGAGUUAACGUCAGAGGAGGAUGGAUUGGCUCUAAUUAAAGAUGGAGCUUAUCACAAACUGGUCAUUACUAAGUGCAGAGAGGAAGAUGCGGGAAAAUACCGCUUUGAGGCAGAUGGACGUAAAACUGAGGCUAUGGUGAUUGUUGAAGAUCCUCCUAGGAUUGAUCCAGAUGACCUGGCUAAGUUCUCAGAGCCAGUGAUCAUAAAAGCAGGUCAGAGUGCCACCUUCAAACUGGACUUUGUGGGCCGAGAGCCAAUGAAGAUCCAAUGGUACAGUGAAGAUGAGGAACUACUCAACGACAAAUUCAUAAAAAUAGAGAGAUCAUCCUCUGACAGUUGUCUGCUUCUCAACAAGUGCCAGCGGAAACAAACAGGAGAGAUUAAAAUCAAGUUAAAGAAUGAGUUUGGAACAAUUGAAGCCCUAACCAAGCUUAUUGUCAUAGAUAAGCCUACACCUCCUCAAAGUCCUGUUGAGGUAGUUGAAGCUUCAGCUCAUUGUGUGGAGAUAAAGUGGCGCGCACCAAAGGAUGACGGCGGCUCCCCUGUGAUAAACUACAACCUGGAGCGUCAACAGUUGGGGCGCAACACCUGGAUGAAGAUUGGUAUGAUUCCUGGUGUUCCUCACUACAAGGACACUGACGUGGACCACGGGAGGAAGUACUGCUACCGCAUCAGGGCCAUAACUGCAGAUGGCACAAGUGAGACUAUGGAAACGGAUGAUAUCCAAGCUGGCACCAAAGCUUACCCUGGCCCACCCUCCACACCCAAGGUGGUUAGCGCAUUCAAGGACUGCAUCAAUCUUUCCUGGUCUCCACCAAGCAACACUGGUGGAACCAAUAUUGUGGGCUACAAUUUAGAAAAACGCAAGAGAGGCAGCAAUUUAUGGGGCCCAGUAAAUCCACUAGAUCAACCCAUCAAAGCAAAAGAAUAUGGAGUGAAAGACGUUGUAGAGGGAAUAGAAUAUGAAUUCAGAGUGUCAGCCAUUAAUUUCUCUGGCGCUGGAGAACCAAGCACCCCUUCUGAGUUUGUGUUUGCCAGAGAUCCAAAGAUGAGGCCAACUUUUACUGAUCGUAAAAUGACAAGUUUCAUGGUUGUGAGAGCUGGGAAUUCAACUCGGGUCAACAUCAAUUUUCAGGCAUCACCCAUGCCAAAAAUAACUUGGUUAAAGGAUGGAACACCCGUAUCCAAAAAAGUUACUGUAAGUAAUGCUGAAGGUACAUCACAGCUCCUAAUUCCUUCAUCGAAACGUUCAGAUACAGGAAUUUAUACCAUCAUCAUGAAAAACAUUGUUGGACAAGAAACCUUCAGCACUGAGAUUAGAGUAACAGAUGACCCCAAGCCCCCUGGCCCGGUGGAGCUAGAGCAGAAUGUCCCAGGUACUGUUACUGUGUCCUGGACGGCAUCCCCAGAUGAGAAGCGCGAUGACAGGCUACACUAUAUGGUGACAAAGAGAGACUCAGUCAAGCGCUCUUGGCAAACGGUGGCUGAUCGCCUCUUCAAUAACAACUUCACUGCUGUGAAUAUCUUGCCUGGGCGAGAGUACCGCUUCCGGGUGUACGCAAAAAAUGAUAUGGGAGAGUCUAACCCUUCAGAGUCUUGUAAAUGGGAGGUGGUCAAAAAGAAAGAGAAGUUUACUCUGAACAUGCCCGAAUCCAAGACCUGCACCUUUGAUGCGCCGCCAUCUUUUCUGGUCCCGCUGAAGACACGGAGCAGCCCUGAGAGCUACGAGUGCUACAUGAGCUGUGCUGUCAGCGGAAACCCUGCACCUUAUGUUACAUGGUAUCGCAACAACAUCAGUGUCAACACGGACACCAAUUACUUAAUCUCCAACACGUGUGGGGUCUGUUCAAUGCUCAUCCUGAGAGUGGGUGCCAAGGACAACAGCGAGUACAAAGUGAUUGCGGAAAACCAAUAUGGCAGGGCAGAGUGCGCUACCAAGCUCACAGUUAAAGGUAUGAGUUUUUGA